Messenger RNA from Synchytrium microbalum, 1011 nucleotides. RefSeq lists its product as uncharacterized. The transcript has 8 exons. Lineage: Eukaryota; Fungi; Chytridiomycota; Chytridiomycetes; Synchytriales; Synchytriaceae. The record is from RefSeq and is a predicted model, not a curated record. Gene Ontology annotation, molecular function: hydrolase activity. Bases 1 to 1011 code for a protein of 336 amino acids.
AUGGACUUGUUUGGUCAGGAAGUCAUCUUCAAACCAGACAUUGUUCCUCCUCCUGUAAUCCUCGAUCAAGUCAAAAUUCAUAAUGACGACUCUUCACUGAAUUCUGCUGAUAUUGAUCCUUCUCCUCCAAGACGCAUCAUUGCUGUUGGCGAUCUCCACUCAGACCUGCCUAAUACCCUCAAAGUUCUCAAAUUUGCUGGCAUCAUUGAUGACAACAGAGAAUGGAUUGCUCAAAGUGAGGACGAAUGCUCUCAACAAACACGUAGUAAUCUCUUUCUUAUUUCGAUACAUCUUGAACUAGAUACUACCCUUGUACAGACUGGUGAUGUCGUAGACCGAGGACCUGACACCAAGGAACUCUUUGCUUUAAUGAGGAGGCUAACAUAUGAAGCACCUAAAUUUGGCUCUGAUGUUGUAGCUCUACUGGGGAAUCACGAAGUUAUGAACAUGCAAAACGACCUUCGAUACGUCACAGAAGAAGACUUUGCGUCUUUCGGUGGCCGUGAACCCCGAGCAAAAGACUUUAGCACGUCUGGUGAUCUCGGCCAAUAUUUACGAUCGCUAGAUCUAGUGGCAAAGGUCAACGGCACCGUCUUUUGCCAUGGCGGUAUCACCCCUCAUUGGGCCAAAGUUGGGAUAAGCACGAUCAAUCAAAGCGCCAGGAGGAGUCUUUUCUCUCGUACUCCAGAAGAAGGCAGUCUCAACCCUGUAUUCGGUGCUGAUGGCCCUUUGUGGGACAGAUCAUAUGCCCAAGAAGAUGAAAAGACCAUCUGCUCCAAGUUGACUGAGGCCUUGAGAGAAAUGAAUGCCAGGCGGAUGGUCGUUGGGCAUACACCACAACUAGCUGGCAUAAAAUCGAGAUGUAGAGGUCGCGUCGUUCUGAUCGAUGUUGGAAUCUCCAAAGCUUAUGGAGGAAGACUCUCAGCUCUCGAACUGUUUGCUGACUCGGCUCAUGCCAUUUACGAAGGGCCAAUCCGUGUCAAACUGCCAAGGGCCAAGGCAGAACUAUGA